This is a messenger RNA of Symphalangus syndactylus (siamang), 1649 nucleotides long. It is a transcript of the gene NDUFAF1, whose product is annotated as NADH:ubiquinone oxidoreductase complex assembly factor 1. Lineage: Eukaryota; Metazoa; Chordata; Mammalia; Primates; Hylobatidae. Gene Ontology annotation, biological process: mitochondrial electron transport, NADH to ubiquinone; mitochondrial respiratory chain complex I assembly. The record is from RefSeq and is a predicted model, not a curated record. Gene Ontology annotation, cellular component: mitochondrion.
GGACCUAUAUGGGUAAAGUGGCUUCUGGGCGGAAGCCACACUAUAGGCUCAGGGAGGUAAGCGGUGGUAGGCCGGCGGUUGGUGUGUCCCGGGUGUGGGGCGACAGAGCCCUGGCACUUGAAGGUUGAGGGGGCUUCCCCAGCGCGGCGAAUGUCUGGCCCCCGGAGGCCAGGCCGUGAGUGCGGGAGGUAAACGCCAAGGCAGAAGAGUUGCCACUCACUACCUGUGUGACCUCGGGUAAAUUAGUCUUGGAACGUCAGUUUCCUCGUCUCUAUAAUUGUAGUAAUAAUAGUACCUCUCUCAGGAUUGUUGUGAGCCGUCAGUGAAACACUUAGAGCAGUUUCUGGCACAUGCCGGUCAUGGUGGCGCCCGCCUGUAAUCCCAGCUAUUCAGGAGACUGAGACAAGAGAAUCGCUUGAACCCAGGAGGCGAAGAUUGCAGUGAGUGGAGAUCUCCAGCCUGGUGACAGAGCAAGACUCUGUCUCAAAAAAAAAAAAGGUAGAAUUGGGCUAUUUGCUGAAGCUUCUUGGUGGCCCUUGCUAGCCCAGGAAGAAACUUACAUUUUGAUUUUUUUGUACCAUGGCUUUGGUUCACAAAUUGCUGCGUGGUACUUAUAUUCUCAGAAAAUUCUCUAAGGCAACUUCUGCCUUGUAUCCAUUUUUGGGUAUUCGCUUUGCAGAGUAUUCCAGUAGUCUUCAGAAACCAGUGGCUUCUCCUGGCAAAGCCUCCUCACAGAGGAAGGCUGAAGGGGAUUUGCAAGGAGAUCACCAGAAAGAAGUUGCUUUGGAUAUAACUUCUCCUGAGGAGAAGCCUGAUGUUAGUUUCGAUAAAGCAAUUAGAGAUGAAGCAAUGUACCAUUUUAGGCAUUUGAAGGAUGAAAUUGUGGAUCAUUGGAGAGGACCGGAAGGCCGCCCUCUGCAUGAUGUCUUGCUGGAACAAGCCAAGGUUGUCUGGCAGUUCCGGGGGAAAGAAGAUUUGGAUAAGUGGACAGUGACUUCUGAUAAGACGAUUGGAGGCAGAAGUGAAGUGUUUUUGAAAAUGGGCAAGAAUAACCAAAGUGCACUGCUAUAUGGAACUCUGAGCUGUGAGGCGCCUCAGGACGGGGAGUCUACCCGAAGUGGGUACUGUGCAAUGAUAUCCAGGAUUCCAAGGGGUGCUUUUGAGAGGAAGAUGUCUUAUGAUUGGUCCCAGUUCAAUACUCUGUAUCUCCGUGUACGUGGGGAUGGUCGGCCUUGGAUGGUGAAUAUCAAGGAGGACAUAGAUUUCUUCCAGAGGAGGAAUCAGAUGUACAGUUACUUCAUGUUCACCCGUGGGGGACCCUACUGGCAGGAGGUCAAGAUUCCUUUUUCCAAAUUUUUCUUCUCUAAUCGAGGAAGAAUCCGGGAUGUUCAGCAUGAGCUUCCGCUUGAUAAGAUCUCUUCUAUAGGAUUCACCUUGGCUGAUAAAGUGGAUGGUCCAUUCUUCCUGGAGAUAGAUUUUAUUGGCGUGUUUACUGAUCCAGCUCAUACGGAAGAAUUUGCCUAUGAAAAUUCUCCAGAGCUUAACCCAAGGCUUGUUAAAUAAAGAUCAUAUGGUAGUUCUGUUUUACUAAUCUAAGGAUACUAGCAUCUACAAUGAUAUAGACAAAAUAAAAUAUUUCUUUAAUGGCA